UGCCAUUUAAAUGCUAUGCUGUAAAAAUUUUAAUGCCACGACUGUGAACUCAACAAAUUACAUGGGUUUGUUUAUUUUUUUUGUGAAAGAUGAUUUUUAUAUGACAACUGUCCAUACAUUUCACUAUUUCUGAAUCUGGAAACCACCCCUGACCACCCAUGGGCUAUAGCCAUUCUCUGAAAUCCAUGCUUUCGAGCUAUUUUUGCUGGAAUUUGCAUUUCCCAACUCCCCUCCACCUGGUCCAGCAGGAACAAUUAUCGUAAUGCUUCGGCAUGUUUACGCAGAUGCACAUAUCUGACGAAUCGCAGUCUAUAAUUAUAUAUUACUAUAUUAUUGUCAAAUAUUUUGUUGAAAACUGCAGAAAGAAUUUUUAAUGCCACUGAGAAUCAAAUUUAAUGAUUUUUAAUGCCAUUUAAGGCCUUAAGUUUCACAAAAUCAACUUAACGGCUAUUAAUACUUUUUAAUGCCUUGCAGGAACCCUGGAAAUGUGGUCUUCCAGGAGCACUACUAACCUUCAACAACAGUGCAACAAUACUUACGGAGACAUGGCGCCCUCUGCAGAACAAAGUGUAAACUACGGUGUCCUGGAAAAGACAAACAGCUACAGCACCACCUAGCGUUCUGUUUCAGUUACUGCCUUACAUUGGUGAACAGUAACUUCAGUUGUUACGAAGCUCACUGCGCAUUUCCGACAGCACUUGAAGGCACCAUGCAGACACGCGUGUUCAACAAAUGACCUUUGUUAUUUGCAAACAGCAGCAGACUGCAGAGCCUCGAGCAGGACAGCACAGAAAUGGGUGUGACUGAAGUCGAGGAAACGAAACUAAAGGGAAAUAACACCUCUGCUUCACCUGAUAAAGUCCACACUGAGGGCUGAUUACAGCAGUUUCAGGCGAUCCCAGCAAGUCAGAGGGUUUCCCCAUUAUAGUCCGUCUUUAUUUUGUUCCUGUAGGUAAACUUGUGGAGCUGAAAGCGCCGCACACAGAGAACAGAGAUGUCUGCUGUAAGAGAGGAACUACAACAGGCCUUGAGCCGCUACAGCACAGAUACCCUCACCUACAUUGACACGGUGAGAGAAUUCUGUCAGAUGUUCUCAAAAUGGAUUAUCUGGAGAGAGACGGAGUUAGAAAUGAUGAUGGACAUCAAAGGCAGGGCAGAAAAAAUCGACCUAAACAUCAGCCAUGUUACUGAGUCAGAGGACAAAGGUAAGGCCUUUGGGGAAUAUCUAAAGAGCAAGGUAACCCUGAAUGAUGACGAAAGGCGUGCAGAGCUAGAGAAGGAGCUCGAUGAAGUGUUGAAGGGCACUCUGGGAGGUCUGGAGAAGCUUGACUGUUUCCUGGAUGCAGUGGAGAAGCUGGCGGUCACCUCACUGCAUGUGUUCAUGGAGAACCAGGUGUUACACCUGCCUGAAGAGAUCAGCUUUGAAUAUGUUGAGGUGGUCAUCAGUGCUGCACAGCAGAUCUGCCCUCUCCUCCUGGAGUUUAAAAGAGACGCAAGCGUCUUCUUCCUUCCCAAACUUCAGAAUGUGGAAGUUCUGGUAUAUCAGCUGGACAGAUACAUACAGAUCACCAAAACCAUGUGUGAGAAGCUGAACAAAAGCUGCUUCAGUGACUUUUGCCUGAAAACAACUGUGGAAACUGUUGUGGAGCUCGAUGUGGAUUUGUCUGAAGAAGACCUACGAAGGAUGCUUGAUCACAUCAAUCAGCUUGAGGAAAUCAGGAGGAACCAGCCCUUCAGGAUGGUGUUCUUGUUCCAGGAAGUGUCCUGUUCAGACUUCGUCAGUCAGUUCGAAGAGCGAAAGCCAGGGAUGCUGGAGUUUCUACACCAGAUGGAGGAGAUUGCUGUUCAGCUGGACAGGAUGAAUAAGGGUGCAAAGAUCUCCAGUGUGGCAGGCAGCUCAGUGGGGGCAGUUGGAGGUGUGCUGUCCAUUGUUGGUUUGGCAUUGAUUCCUUUCACAGCCGGAGUUUCUUUGGCUCUGACAAUGACCGGAGUUGGGCUGGGAAUGACCAGUGCAGUCAACAGUGCUGUCACCACCUUCACAGAGAUGGGAGUAAAUGCUACGCAACAAAAGAAAGCUGGUGAAACCUUUGAGGGCUUCAUGAAGGAUGUGCAGAGUCUCCAGGAAUGUCUGGAGAAGGUGGUCAAUCAACCAGUUACCAAAAUGGAAGCAAAUGAAGUAGACAUGGUUGCGAGAGUAGGUGUGGCAUUUGGUAAAGUUGGUCUUAAUGUUGGUAAAGGCAUUGAUGCACUUGUUGAUAGUGCCUCUGCUCUGAAGGUGGUAAAAAUGGAAGAGGUUGCAGCAAGUGCUGGUAAGGUGGUGGCUCAGGAAGGGAAAGCCUUGCGUAACAUUCCCAGGGUGGCUGCAGAUAUCCCAGAUAUUGGUCAGGCAGCAGUCAAAGGGCCUCUUGCACUCACCAAGACUGCGAGGGCCGGUUUCAUCGCAGCCAACGCUCUCUUCCUUGGCAUGGAUAUCUUCUUCAUCUGCAAAGACAGCAUCAGUCUGUCUAAAGGCAGCGAGACUGAAGUCUCAAAGUUCAUCAGAGCCAGAGCUGCUCUGUGGAGCUCAGAGAUGGACUCAUGGAAGAAGAUCCAUGACUCUCUGCAUGAAGGCCAGCCGACAUCAGAGAAAAAGAAAAUUGUCCUGGAGACACCAUUUUAUCCAGAGAUGUAGACAGACAGCAGAACAGAGACAACAGUUCCCUCUGAUAAAAUGACUGAAACUGAAUACUUCCAAACACUCAUGCUCACUGUCUGGACCUGAGUACGAAUUAGCCACCGAACUACUAAUUCAUGAACUUUGAUUCUAUUUAUAAUGUGCUGAAAGCUAUAGAUUAAUUUUGUUGUAAAAUUUGCAAUGACAAUUAAAGGUACUCUGUAUUAUUCUGUUCUAUUUUGUUCGAAAACAAGACAGUUGAUGACAUCAUCUUGAGCCUUGGGAAGCAAUGAUUACCAUUUUUCACCAUUUACUGACAGUUUGAAGACCAAAUAACUAAACAGUCAUUCAAAUAACUAACCAACAGAUUAAUCAGCUGUAAAUAUUGUCAUUAUUUGCAGCCCUAUUACUCACACUAGUUCCCAGUUUAAAGAGCUUGUCAAAAGGACUUAGAUCUGUUCCUACUUUACCCACGGGAGGGCUCCAGAGACCAGAUCUCGUUGAACACUGUAGUCUCCUGAUGCAUUAAUGGAAUAUAUUGUGAGGGCCUGCCUUGUAACGUCCAUCUUCACACACUGGGACCAGGUUUUUGAGACCAUGUGCUUUAGACAAAUAAAUUUAAGCACUUAAAGCAUUUCUCCUGUGUAUAAUGGCAAUCAUUCCAACUUAAGUUUUAGUUUGAAAAGCUAAAGAUCAUUUAAAAUUCCUGUGGAUUUUUCAUCCAAAGUUGAUCAAGUAAUUUUUUGCAAACAAAUCAAACCUUUAAUGCAAAAUAUGGGUAGCAGAGCAACAAUGAAAAUACAUUUUAUUGUUGCUAUAGUUUGAUGAAUUUACUUGGAUAGAAUCAUCAGUGUUUAAGAAAUUAUAAAUAAACUAUGGAUGUCCUGCUUA
Messenger RNA from Acanthochromis polyacanthus (spiny chromis), 3544 nucleotides. RefSeq lists its product as uncharacterized. The transcript is spliced from 4 exons. Gene Ontology annotation, biological process: lipid transport; lipoprotein metabolic process. Bases 995 to 2671 code for a protein of 558 amino acids. NCBI's taxonomy places the organism in Eukaryota, Metazoa, Chordata, Actinopteri, Pomacentridae. The record is from RefSeq and is a predicted model, not a curated record. Gene Ontology annotation, molecular function: lipid binding. Gene Ontology annotation, cellular component: membrane; extracellular region.